UCUCUAAUACAAGUCCCUGCCAUCUGCUAUGUCUCUAUAUAUUCAAAAUAACUUUGAGGAGACAUACACUGCAUCUUCAAUUUACUUCUUGUUUCCUCAACUACCUAAAGCUCUCUUUGCUUAAUUUGUCGUGAGUUCUGAAAGAUAUGGCAGAAUUUCUCCUCACUUUUUCUGCCAAGGAAAUACUGACCAAGGUGAUUUCGCUUGCUGCUGAAGAAUUCACUCUCGUGUUGGGUUUCAAAGGAGAUCUAGCACAGUUGCAUGCAUCAUUCCUCAAGAUUCAAGCUAUGCUACUAGAUGUCGACCAUUCACAUGUUCGAGGGGUGACUUUGGAAAAUUGGGUGAAGGAUCUUGAAGACAUAGCUCACAAAGCCGAUGAUGUUUUGGAUGAAAUUGGGUAUGAAGUUCUCCGACGCAAAGUAGAACUCCAGAAUCAGAUGAAGAAAAAGGUGAAAUCUUUCUUUUCACACAACAAUCCCAUUGCAUUUCGCUUUAAAAUGGCAAAUAAAAUUAAAAGGAUCAACAAAUCUUUGCUGGAUUUGAACGAUGAGGCAGCUGGCCCUAUUGGGUUAGUUGCUAGGAUACAAGCAGAUGCAACCUCACAAGAUGUUGAAGUACCCGACAGGGAAACCAUCUCCAAAUUUUAUAAUGAUGAGAAGCUCAUCAUUGGAAGGGAGGAGGUCGUGUCAGAUAUAGUCAAAACCUUGACCAAGUCAAAUGACAGUGCCAAAAACUAUCCUCCAGUUUUGGCUAUCGUGGGAAUGGCAGGCUUGGGGAAGACAACUUUGGCUAAAUCAAUAUUUCAUGAAUCUAAGAUUGAUAAACACUUCCAUGUAAGAAUAUGGGUGUGUGUAUCUACUCCUUUUGAAGUCAAGACAAUCUUAAGGAGGAUUUUGGAAUCUCUAAAAUCAGAGGAAGCUGCAAUACAAGGUAAGGAGAAGAUUUGUAAUCUCAUUCAAAAAGAGUUGAAAAAGAAAAGAUACCUUCUUAUACUUGAUGAUGUUUGGAGCGAAGAUCCUCAGAAAUGGGAAGAGUUGAAGAAUUGUUUGUCAACUGUUGAAGAUACUCGAGCAAGUAGCAUAAUUAUUACCACCCGUAGUGACAAAGUUGCAAAAGUCAUGGAGACCCUUCCUAGGUGUGAUUUGAGAAGACUAUCAGAUGAUGAAUGUUGGCUCAUAAUGAAGGAUAAAGCAUUUUCAGUUGGGAGUGCUCCUAUGUCCAAAGAGCAGGAGAUAGCUGGUAAAGAGAUUGCUAAGAAGUGCGGAGGUGUACCAUUAAUGGCAAAGGUUUUGGGACCUAUGUUGCGCUCCAAAACAACUGACGAAUGGCGGUCAAUUGUAAACAAUAAAAUAUGGGAUUUACCAGAAGGAGAAAAAAGAAUUUUGUCAAUUUUGAAGUUGAGUUUUGAUGAAUUGAAACCUUCAUCCUUGAAACAAUGUUUUGCAUAUUGCUCGAUGUUCUUCAAAGAUUUUGAUAUUGAAAAGGAUGACUUGAUCCAACUAUGGAUGGCUCAGGGAUGGCUUCACCCUUGUCCUGACAAAGGCCUAGACAUGGAGGAGAGAGGUAAUGAAUAUUUUAAAAUCCUAUUGGCGAAGUCGUUUUUUCAAGACGCUAGAAAGGAUUAUGGUGGUAAUGUUACCAAAUGUAAGAUGCACGAUCUUGUGCAUGAUCUUGCAGAAAGUGUAUCAAAAUCAAGGAACUUACACUCACUUUUUCUCAAUGGAGAAGUCCUUGACCUUGAGAGCAACUUACUUAAUUUUAAAUCUUUACGUGUCUUAAAUUUAUACAAUGCAGACAUUAUGGAGUUGCCAAUUUCAAUUGGGAAGUUGAAACAUUUGAGGUAUCUGAAUGUUUUGAAAACAAGAAUCAAAACAUUUCCCAAAUCAAUUGGUCAGCUUUACAACCUGCAAACAUUGAAAAUAGCUUAUCAGCUUGAAGAGUUUCCGAGAGAAAUUGCAAAUCUGAUAAACUUGCGGCACAUUUAUUUUGGUAGAUAUAUGAAAGUUCCAAGUGGAAUAUUGGGACAGUUCACUAAUCUUCGGUCAUUACCUUUUCUCAAGGUGGGUAAAGAGACAGGUCCGAGAAUUGAGGAAUUGAGUGGUUUAAACCAGUUGCAGAACACCUUAUCUAUUUAUGGACUGGAAAAUGUAAGAGAUGGAGAAGAAGCGCAGAAAGCAAACUUAGUUGAGAAGAAACAUAUACGCAAGUUAAUCCUUGAAUGGAAGCUUGAUAGGCCAAGCCACAAUGUGGACAAUGAAGACGAUGUACUAAAAGGCCUACGACCACAUGAUAGUUUGGAAUUUUUGGCUAUUCAUGAAUUCAUGGGUAUUGAAUUUCCAUCAUGGUUAUUGCUAGCCAAGAAUUUGAAAGAGAUUGAAUUAUUGGGCUGCAACAAAUGUGAAGGAGUUCCAGUACUUGGGCAUUUACCCAGUCUUAGUUGUGUUAAGAUUAAGAGCAUGGAGAAUCUAACUUGUAUGGGAUCUGAGUUUUAUGGUGAUAACCAUGUUAACUGUGGAAAUGGAUCAAGUAAGGAGGCCCGGCCUUUGUUCCCUGCUUUGAAAACAUUGCAUAUUGAGGAGGCACAGAACCUGAUUGAAUGGAUGGAAGCGCCAACAGAGGGAGGAAGUAGGGUGGUGUUUCCUUGCCUUGAGGAGCUGACCUUGAUUCACUGUGACCAACUGACUAGUGCUCCCAGUCAUUUUCCAUCUCUUAAGAGGUUGGUGAUAAGAGACAUGGAUAGUGGAGGCAUGCCAAUAGCAAGUAUUCUAAGCAAUCAACUCACCACUCUCACUAAUCUCAGGUUAUCGAAUGUGGGGGGACUUACUUGUCUGCCGGAAGGGAUGUUGGAAAACAACAAGAAUCUUGCACAUUUAAACAUACAUUCAUGUUCGGAGUUGACUCAUAUAUCAGAAGGGUUUGAGCACUGCUGCGCAUCUCUUUCUCAUUUGUAUAUAGGGAAUUGCAAUAAUUUGAGAUAUUUACCUGAUGGGAUACUCACAUCUUCUCUUAAAGGGUUGUCGUUGUGGGGUUGUGACAAUUUAAAGUACAUCCCAGAUGCUACAGGCGAUGGUCUCACAUCCCUUCAAACAUUGGAAGUGAUGAGGUGCCCCAAAAUAACAUCCAUUCCAUUUUCACAAGGCCUCCCAUCUCUCGGUGUAUUAAGUAUAGAAGACUGUCCCGAAUUAUCAAGUCUACCGGGUGGGCUGGAAUUCUGUACCUCUAUUCGGAGGUUGAGAAUAACAAGGUGCCCUAAGGUACCAUCCAUUUCAAUCGAAAGUCUGAGUACAUCCCUCCAAGAGUUGUGUGUAAGUAAUCUAGACUCUCUUCCAAUUUCACAAGGUGGCUUCACAUCACUCCGUGACUUGGAAAUCUGUUACUGCGAAAGUGCACAAUUUGGGCCAGAAUUUAGUGCCUUUCUUCAAACCCUUGAAUCUCUUCAAAAAUUGAAGAUAUGGUGGUGCGAUAAUCUAGAAACUAUUCCAAGUUCAGACAAGCUCACAUCCCUCCGCAGCUUGGAGAUUCGUUGGUGUCGUAAAUUAAAAUAUCUACCGGAUGGGUUAGCAGCAUCGUCACAGUCCUGCAGUCUCACCCGUUUGAAGGAAUUGACAAUUGGUCCUUUUUGCGAGAAGCUCCAUGCAUUCCCGGCUUUUCAGGCUAUACCACAGCUUGAAUCAUUAUCCAUCUGGGGGUGGCGUAAGCUCAAGUCUCUCCCUGAACAAAUUCAGCACUUGCCUUCUUUAAGACAUUUGGAAAUACGGUCCUUUGGUGGAGUGCAGGCUAUUCCAGAAUGGUUGGGAAACCUUGCAUCUCUGGAGGACCUGACUAUUCGGUCGUGCAGUAGUCUGAAGUAUCUACCUCCUGUGGAAGCUAUGCAACGCCUCACCAAAUUGAAAGAGAUAAACAUCUCCAACUGUCCCCGUCUAGAAGAAAGAUGCACGGAGGAGAGCGGCUCAGAGUGGCCUAAGAUUCGUCAUAUUCCAUUAAUCAAGAUUGGAGAUAUAAAAAUCGAGAAUUAACCAACAUUGGGGCGAAUACGGAAGUAUGAGGAGAUCGAUCACACCACAUGUUGAAGAAUUGUGUUGCAUAACAGAUACACCAAGGAAGAGAUUGAUACUUCUUGUGAUUGAAAAGGUGUGUGAAUGGAGGCUGAUAUACUUAAGGCCGUGAAAUUUGAUUUAGGCAAUCCUACAAUAAAGACAAUUUUAAGGAGAUUCAAUAGAGUUGCUAAAGAGAGCAAAAGAGCUUUCCAAAACACCAGAUGAGGAGUAGUUGAGUCACCUAAACUGGUAGUGCCAUCCCCCAAGUUCAGUUUGUUACUCUGAAUUGUCCUCCAAACCAGUGGUGUAACAUUAUUUGGCCAACUCUGUUUUCCAUUGAGAAAUCAUUGUUAUAGUGGAAGCUGUUGCAUGGAAAAUCUCUUGACAGAUUGCAGUGUACAGCUCUUUGCAGUAGGAAUUGGGGGACAAGGUUUCGUCAUUUUUGGCUCUGUUGUGCUAAAAGCAAUUUAUGCCAUCAAAGCAACAAUGUGUGAUGUCUGAUGGAUGAUAGAAACGAGCUAAUUGGUGAAGCAGAUGCUUUGUAGUAGUUGAGAUUAUGGCUGUCAUGUACCCAUAAGCAGUCAUUUGGUGCAGGCAAAGGCGUUCUCAGAGCCCAAAAAAAAUUCAGAGGUGAAUUUUGAGAGAGCUAAAAAAAUUCAGAGGUGAAUUUUGAAAGAGCUUUUACAGCUAUCUUUCAUUGACACGCACAGAAGAAGGCGAGUUUCUACGGAGGUUUACUUACAUUCAUUUACGUUAUAAGAACUAAGCAAUCCCUUAACUUCAUGAAGUUCCGCACCAAGGCAAGGUUUCCUGUCAGCAAAAGAAGCUUUCAGUUUGUGCCUCCAAAUUGUCCUCCAAAGUGGUGGUGUAAGAUUAUUGGGCUAACUCUGUUUUCCUCGACUCUUUUAAAAUCGUUACUAGCUUGGAAAGAGAUGAAUUGAAAAUUCUUUAUGGCUUUCACAAUACAGCAAGCCAAGAUUUUCUCCUUAUUUUAUUGUCAAUAUUGGGGAUUUGGUUUCUGCAAAGCAACUGCUAGCCAUCUAGUCUGAGAUCUUUGGAUGAUAAUCAUGAUAUGGAAUGGAAAAAAGCAAUCUAAGAUGAAGCCAGUGUUGAAUUGAACUUUUAAGAUUUUAGUCUCAGAUGGUGUUGGUCUUUUUAGUGGCAGCCAAGCUGAGAUGUUCCACUAGAGUUGGGAUUACGUACGGAUGCCAUUGUUCUUUCGGUUACCGGGCAAAAGUUUGGAUAUAGAGGCUCAUCUGUGCUUGUGGAUACCUAGCUGAACAACAUAUCAGGAGUGGACACAUGAUGAGACGUCUGCCCAUGCCUUGUAGCUACUUAUACAGUCAAACAUUAAGGAUCUUCAAUUCCAUGCCUCAAAGGGACGAUGUUUCAUCAUUCUCCAUUCAGUUGCAUUCGCUUUUUUACUUGUAUUUUCACAGCUAAACCAUUAUACAGUGUAAUUGACCAUAUUUAUUUCGAUCAUAGUGAAACCACUAGCAAACUACCGUGACGUAGCCCUAAGCUCUAGGCUUUAGCUGAGUUUUGGGUGAACACGUAA
Rosa chinensis is the source of this 5595-nucleotide messenger RNA. RefSeq names its product putative disease resistance protein RGA4. Gene Ontology annotation, biological process: defense response to fungus. The coding region runs from base 147 to 4016 and encodes 1289 amino acids. Gene Ontology annotation, molecular function: ATP hydrolysis activity; ADP binding. The record is from RefSeq and is a predicted model, not a curated record. Lineage: Eukaryota; Viridiplantae; Streptophyta; Magnoliopsida; Rosales; Rosaceae. The transcript has 13 exons.